GUUUGACAAUGGCAGUUCCAUAAUUCUUACCACUUUGGGAGGCCAUUUAAGUACUUGUAAAAUCGUAGUACAUGCGUUAAGGUUACGAUUGAGGGUCACUUUUAACACUUUCGCCGGGUGAUAGGAAGCGACGUCCCUUUAUAUUUUGGCCGUCGUCAACAAACGGCGUCGCUGCAAGUCACGCCCGCCGGGGAAUAUUUCAAUCUUUGGAAAAAAAAUGUGAUUAAAUAUAUGAACAGAGAACUGAAUUCCAAAACCUUGUUAGGUUGAUCUAUUUUUUUUUUCUUUCAUGCGCGUGCGAAUUUGUUGUUGCUCUAGAAAGCUAUAAAUUCUAGUAUAAAAAAUUGUGCUCCAUAUUAUAUUGAAAAAAGUAUCGGUUUUGGUAUUAAAUUAUUCAGAAAUUUUGUAAUUGGAAUUUCCCAUAAUUAUCUUAGGGAAGUAUACAAUAUCGCUUUCCGAGGAGAAUUUUCCUAUGCCACAUACUUCCAUUGCAAAAUUCCAUCUUUUCAUUGUUUGAUUGAAAGAUUCACGAUUUGAAAGAGAGAAUAGAAAAGAAGAUGCUGUGUCAAAUACUGCGACGGAAGAGGAAAACUGGAGCAGUUCCAGUUUACCUGAAUGUGUACGAUCUCACUCCCAUUAAUGGCUAUGCUUAUUGGCUUGGCCUUGGUGUUUACCAUUCUGGUGUUCAAGUUCAUGGAGUCGAAUAUGCAUUUGGUGCUCAUGAACAUCCGACUACUGGGAUAUUUGAAGUGGAACCAAAGCAAUGCCCUGGUUUUACGUUUAGAAAAUCAAUUCUUAUAGGGAGAACAGACUUGGGGCCAAAAGAGGUCCGGGCAUUUAUGGAGAAACUGGCAGAGGAGUAUACUGGUCACUCCUACAAUCUAAUCACAAAAAACUGCAAUCAUUUUUGCAGUGACGUCUGCGUUCGGUUAACAGGGAAGCCAAUUCCUCGAUGGGUGAACCGACUGGCACGACUUGGCUUUCUGUGCAAUUGUGUCCUACCAGCCAGUUUGAAUGAGACAAAGGUCCGGCACAUUAGGGCAGAAGAUAGGAGCAUUGAGAAGAAAAAACUACGAAGCCAUUCAAGUAGGUUCGUAGCCUCUUCUAAUCGACCUAGCUUGUCCUCUCGUACUUCAGGAUCUGCAUCGUCGAGUAGUAGACACAGAAGUCGUCAUCCUCCAGCCGUGCCCUUGAUUCGUUCAACGUCACCAUCAAUAUUGAAGCUUUAGAGUUAUGGCUUUUCUUUCUUUCAUGACGCAAUAGGCUUUCAUAGUACUAGACACGAGGGGUGAGAAAGAAGAUUAUGAUUGUUUUUCUUGAAAUUGUUCUUAAAAAAAGGAAGCUGCUUGGAAAAAAUAUGUGCAGCAUUUGUGAAUCUGUAAAUUAGACAAAUUGUAUGGUGAUUUUGUGAUAAUUGUAGAGCGUUUUUUAUUUAUUUAUUAUUUUUGGUGGAAUUUGUAAUCAGCUUUUUGUAAAUGUCGACCAGGUGGUUCUAGAGUGUGGUUUUUAGUUGAAUGAGCACAUGACAAAAGUAGUUAUUAUA
This is a messenger RNA of Nicotiana tabacum (common tobacco), 1543 nucleotides long. RefSeq names its product deSI-like protein At4g17486. Gene Ontology annotation, biological process: protein deubiquitination. Gene Ontology annotation, molecular function: deubiquitinase activity. Lineage: Eukaryota; Viridiplantae; Streptophyta; Magnoliopsida; Solanales; Solanaceae. The record is from RefSeq and is a predicted model, not a curated record.